Messenger RNA from Lasiosphaeria miniovina, 564 nucleotides. RefSeq lists its product as uncharacterized. Lineage: Eukaryota; Fungi; Ascomycota; Sordariomycetes; Sordariales; Lasiosphaeriaceae. The record is from RefSeq and is a predicted model, not a curated record. The transcript has a single exon. The annotation marks the transcript as partial.
GAGGAGGGGCCGCAGCCAAAGUGGAUGCGUAAGGGCAAAAAGGCGUCCAAGGACCAGCCGCGCGACAUGGAGCGGCCCAAACGCCGGCCACGAAAGGAGGACCAGCCCAUGUCGUACCGCCAGCAGCAGCAGAUGCUGUACCAGCAGCAGCAACAGCAGAUGCAGAUGCAGCAGCAGCAGCAGCAGAUGCAGCAGCAGGGCGGCGGCGGCGGCGGCGGCAAGAACCCGCUCCGGCUGCGGCUGGACCUGAACCUCGAGAUCGAGAUUGAGCUCAAAGCGCACAUUCAUGGCGAUUUGACGCUGGCAUUGCUGUACGUGAACACUUUUUUUAUAUCUGGCAUUUUUUCUGCCCCCUUUCCCUUGCCCCUCUCCACCUCCUCCCCUACCCCCCCGUCCCUCACCUUCAAACUUCCAUUUCCUCUCCCAUCCAUCCAUCCAUUCCUUCCUCCCUCCCUUCAAGCGUUGCUGCACUGCAAGCGUUGCUGGCUUUUUUUUCUGCCUGUCACUCCUGCCAUUGCCACAUCGCGAGAAGAAAAAGAAGAAAAGAAUGCAUGCGUGAGAUAG